ACCAUACUGGUCAUCUUAGUAGAUGUGCACACACACAAGCACACAAUUGGAGUCAACAAAGUAAAGCCAAAUUCCAUUAGUUAGCAUAGCAGUCACAACAAGCUGUACAAACUAAUAUGAAGCAACAUUAAUUGAAUUAAAGCAGCACAAAGUUUAAAAAAAGAAAAAAUUUAUUCUGAACUCCAUUAGUGUAACCCUUUUUCUUAACUUUCUCUUAAUCUUAACUAAAGUCGUAAAAGAUGCCACACCAGUUAGAUGUUUACCUCAUUCCAAAAAGGAUUAAACAUGAAGAAUAAAAGUUUAGUAGAAUCACAUUUUCUAAAGAUUUAUUGAGUUGUUUGGGGCAGACUUCAGUCUGAAAUUCACUCCAUCUCAGGCCACUUGGGCUGAACUUGUGUGGCUGUUACAUAACUGACACUCUACACGAUUAAAAUAAUUCAUGAUGACGGUUAUCAAACGUGAAGUUUUGAUCUUCUUUUGCUGUUGGUUCAGUGAAUUUUGGUCAGAGUGAUGAAACCUUCAUAUGUCAGUAUUCAGCACUGAUGGCAUGUUCGUGUAUGUGCCGUGGGGUGAACGAUCCACGCUUUUUGUUUUCUUUGUGCAGAAUCUGUUUACCUCUCAUUUGCUGUUUUAGCUGUUCGGCGAUUUUUGAAAUAGUUUUCUGAGCUUUAACCUGAGAGUCUGAAAGCCUCAGUAUAUAAAGUCCUAAUUAUUGUUGAGCUGACUUUGUGUUUACCUUUAGAUAGAUGAAGAAAGACACUUAACAGGCUUGAAUUGGUUUUAAAAUUUGUAAGAAUGCAGUUUCAUAUGCAGGUUUCGUCCGCCAGAUUUUCUAUGGUUAGACACCUUUUUAUGAUUCACAGUUCAAGCUAAUCCUUAUCUUAUGCUGGGCCUUUGUUCAUCUGAAAUAAACUGCUUUAUUUCCAUUCCCGUUAAUCCAAUCAAAUUCUCACUACACGUCCUUUGCAAACAGAAGGUUUGAACCGCACAAAAUCCCUUUAUUUAUAAAGUGAUUGCUGCUUGGUUUACUGUAUUUGCAUAGUUUCCACUGAGCCACUAUUUCUUGUGUUACGCCUUUUUGACAUUACACAGGUUCAAGAGUAGAAACAAAUUGGGUAAAGUCAGCAUUUAUGGUAAUCCUUAUCCUUAGUUUUGGGCUCACAGUGAUUAUUUGUGCAUAUAUUUACCUCAUGAUUUGAAACUUUAUCUGAGACAGAAAAUACGGUAAAUUUUAACUGUGCCUCUUUAAAUGUCAUGAUGUGUAAAGGUUUUGGUUUCUCCUCUGACCAGAUGAAUCAGGGCGCGGUGAUGACAUUACUGAAGCAGCUCCUGCCCCUUGCUGCUCUCCUCCUUCUGUCCAUUGUUCCCACUGAAACUGAAGUGGUGACAUCAGUGGAAGACUGUAAUGAGUUUUUUCUGAAGAAAACUCCACCAAACAUCACAAGAAUUUUGGGGGGAGGGAAGAUCUUGAACCAAAGCAGAUACAAGCUGAUUUGCCAGACUUUGAAUAACACCACAACAUUUGUGACACUCUACGACACCCAGAACAAGAUUCCAGUUUUUUCUGCUGCAAAGUUCAAUGGGAGCACAUCUGGAAGACCCCAGGUCCCAUGGAUGAUUGAACCACAGCUUGAAAAUCCAAGUGACAAUCCCAAUAUGAGACCAUCAAACAACAGUACCAAUUACAAGCACCAGGCUGGGGACAAAGACUACAAAAACACAGGUUUUAGCAGAGGACACUUGUUUCCAAGCUCUUAUGGAUCUACUGUUUUAAAAAGAAAUUCUACUUUUACUUUGACUAACAUUGUUCCACAAAAUAAAGACUUCAACAGCGGAAGCUGGAAUAAAAUGGAGAAUUGCAUCAAAUGUGUUUUGAAUGAAUAUUGCAAAAACAAUAGCAAUAUAGAAGGCUUUGUAGUUAUCGGAGCACAGCCCAGCAACAACCGUCUCAACCAAAUAAUCAGUAUUCCUUCAGUGCUCUGGUCGACCUUCUGCUGCUACAGUCAGAUUCAGAACAGCUGGCUGGCAAGUGCACACUGGGGCAACAACAGAAAUCAUGGCCCUGAACAUCUGGAUACAAAGACCUUGGGAGAACUCUACACAGAACUGGGAAUUGAAGUAUUUCCUGAAACACAAUGUCCUAAAAAUACAACAGUUACUCAUCUGUAUUCACACCUUCCCUCUAACUGCUCCUGCCCAUCAAAAAUGUCAAGUAAAUCUGUACAAAGUACAUAUUUCUCUUCCCCUGAAACCUCUGUCCCACUUUCCACCACAUCUGGCAAAUCAACAACUGCCCCUAUGAGUACUACAAUUGCAUCAGUCAAAAAGUUUAAAGUAAAUGUAGCCCGGGUAUAUUUUAUGGGGCUAAGUUUUAUUUCCAGUUAGAUAUAUCUGAAUAGUUCUGUUGUUCGUUCUACUGUGUUGUAGUAGUAAUAAGGAAGUGUGUUUAGGUGCUUUUAUUUUGAAAGGGAGCGGGCGGGAGGAGAGACGGAAAAAAAAAAGGAGGCAGCCACGAGAGAGGAGAGGAGAGAGAAAAAGCGUGCGCGAGAUGCGGCUAGUGUCUACAGAGACUUUUUUCCAAUGGACAGUGAGGAUAAAUCAUCCCACGCCCACGGCUGAGUAACAGAGCGUGACUGUGAGGUGGUGCAGCCCGGACUGGUUUGCACUGUUGCCUCGAAAGAUCCCCAGUUAGCGGCGUGCUAACUUGGCUAAUCGGAGUUAGCCAUAAAGGCGGACUUCGCUGGAUGUCGCCUGACCUGCACAGAGUGGGAGGCUACUGACUGCCAAGGCGGCCGAUCAGGUUUGCUGAUAAAAAGGAGUAAGCGUGCAGCUCGGCGACCUAAGGGACGGACCUCUCGGCGUACCGUGAGUGUAUUGUGGACAAAAGACUAAGGUUUCCAGGUAGGAGCACCAUUUUGUUUUCUUUUAGGACCGUUGGUUCCUACGCACCCUAGCAUCGAUCCAGGCCUGCACCGAGGGGACUUGGGAAACUGGGUGGUGUGAGAGUGUGUGUGUGUGUGGGGCCCAUUACAGUAAAGAACGGUGUAACUGUUAUUAUUGUUAUAUUUUGUCAUUGCAAGAGACUUUUUAUUUUAUUGAUUUAUUGGGUGUUUACCAGUUCAUUCAGUAAACCUGCUUGGUUUAAACAUAAGAUUUUGUGUCUAGUACUGUUUAUUAUCUAUAGUUCAAAGUAAGGUAAAAGUGUAUCUGUGUUUUAUACGUGUGUAAAUCAGGGGAACUUUCACUGAGGGCAACUAAGUAAGUUUAAGAUAACUAGAACUCAGGGCGUACCCGGCUAUAGUGGAGUACACAGUCAGGGGCGCUACAUAAAAUGGAGGCACCGCUGGGAUAUUUUGUUGUUUCAGUCUGAAGUUCCCAAGCACGUGUAUUUUGAGAUAAAAGCAGUAACUUUGAUAUUGUUUGGUCAUGGAUGUUCAAGCUAUGCACUCUGAGUUGUUCGAGGAGCUUCAGGAAUGGAGUCGUGGAGAGACCUUAGAUGAGGCUCACACCCUGAUGGUGCUUACUCCCGAAGGAGUGGAGAUAGACCAAAUAGAGCACACUCUGGAGAGUGUUAAAGCUUUGGGUCGAGUGCGGGUGAGAGGCCGAAGAUACAACAAAGCGCUUGAUAGGCUAACUGUCCUGUGUGAAACCAAAGAGAAAGUAGAUGCCACAAGAAUCCCACCUGAAGUGUAUCCUACGGGGGCUGGUGAGCCGUGGUCCAUCAUAGUGACAGCUGAAGCUUCGCCUCGUGAGGAUUUUUCCCAGAGUAAAUCGAAACGCGGGGCAGAAGCACAGGAGAAUGGUAACUCUGCAGAGUCGAUAAUCCGUGCUGUGGGCGAUUUGUUGGCAAAGAUGGAGAGACCCUCCAGUGAAGGCAGUAGUUAUCGUAGACUCAGAAUGUUCUCAGGCACAGUACCAACACCGGUUGGAGAAGAGACAUUCGAACAGUGGGUUGAACAAGCACACCUAAUGGUGGAGGAGAGUGACAGUUCUGCUAAAGAAAAGAGGCGCAGAAUCAUUGAGAGUCUUAAAGGUCCAGCACUAGCGGUGGUGAAAACUGUGAGGACAGCUGAUCCUGAUAUUAGCCCAGAACAAUGUCUAGAAGCUGUUACAAAAGCUUUUGGCAGUGCUGAGACGGGUGAGGAUUUGUACUUUGCUUCUCGGUUACUACAACAGCAACCGCAGGAAAAACUAUCCGACUUUCUGAGGCGAUUAGAGCAGUCGCUGAGCAGGGUAGUGAGUUGUGGUGGAAUUGAAGCCCACCGUGUUGAUAGGACCAGAGUAGAACAGCUCCUUAGGGGUGCCGUGCACUCCGACAUGAUGUUAGUGCAACUCAAGCUGAGAGACAGGAAAGAAACCCCACCCAGUUUUGUAGAGCUCUUAAGUGAGAUCAGAAGUGAGGAGGAGUAUGAAGCCUCCCGGGCUAAAUUGCAUCUGGUAGCACACAAAGUCCAAGCACAAUCAGAACAGGAUAACAGACAGAUUGAAAUUCAGAAUCUGAAAACUGAGAUUCGAGAACUGAAGUCUAUGGUUUCAUCCGUGGUAUACCAGUCAUGCCCCACACCAAGAGAAGUUGCAGAGCCUGUUCCAACAAGCAAGACUGACGGUGUAGAGAGUUCAGCAGAUGGCGAAGUGGUUGCGCUGAGAAAACGGGUUAAAAGGUUGCAGCAGAAGCUGGACGCCAGAGAGCAAAGGUCUGUUGUGUCCUCUCCAGUUUUGAGAGUGGAGCCGUCCAGGGCUGAUCUGAACUCUGCACGGACAGGUAACACCAGUGAUAAAGAAAGCAACUUUUGUUAUCGCUGCGGAGAAAAUGGGCAUUUUGCUAGUAAGUGUGGAAAUGCCGCAAACCAGGCCAAGGUUAUCCAGAGGUUCAUUCAGUCACGG
Haplochromis burtoni (Burton's mouthbrooder) is the source of this 4884-nucleotide messenger RNA. RefSeq names its product endonuclease domain-containing 1 protein-like. Gene Ontology annotation, molecular function: metal ion binding; hydrolase activity; nucleic acid binding. Bases 1255 to 2385 code for a protein of 376 amino acids. The transcript has 2 exons. The record is from RefSeq and is a predicted model, not a curated record. NCBI's taxonomy places the organism in Eukaryota, Metazoa, Chordata, Actinopteri, Cichliformes, Cichlidae.